AUUUUGCACAACAUGGACUCAGGUACGCUAACUAGGUGACUUAGAUUAGUUCCUUCACAGAAUAUGGGAUGAAUUUAAAGAAUACAGUGGAUACUUUCCGCUGUCGACCAUUAGUUCAAAGUCAGUCAGAAUCUGUUUUCUGGUAGUGUUUAAGCAGAGUAGUCUACACGACAGCUGCUGCCUUGUUGUUCUCGGCUUGAAACGUAAAAUGUGUGACUGGGACAGGUGAGAGAGAUGCAACAUGGGCAGGAAUGGACCAAAGUGUGACUCCAGGAAGCCAAAGCCUCAGAUAUCAUGUCACAAAGCAGCCUGCAUCAACUCCGUCGCCCGGAGCUGAGCCACCGGUCGAGUGUGUGUGAAAGGGGACCCUGCCAGCCUCCAUGGCUCACUCGUCAGACCCAUCCCGCAGGGACAAGACCCCCGGGACCCAAGGGUCACACACGGCUACACGCAACCUCUUACGGAAGAAGGAGCAGCGCCGACGUGGAAUCCGAUCCUCCUCACCCAUGGGCCGGGUCAUCCUCAUCAACUCUCCUGUGGAUGGUGGAGAUGACAGCGAGGACCUCCAUACGAUCACGGUGGAUAAAAGUGCAGAUGGCAAGCUCGGCUUCAGCGUGCGUGGAGGCUCCGAACACGGCCUCAGCAUCUUUGUCAGUAAGGUGGAGGACAACAGUACAGCAGAGCAAGCAGGCCUGCUUGUAGGUGAUAAACUGGUGGAGGUGAAUGGUAUCAGCCUGGAGAGCAUCACGAUGAGCAGCGCUGUGAAGGUCCUGACAGGCAACAACAGGCUGAGGAUGGUGUUAAGACGUGUUGGCAAAGUCCCCGGCAUCCGCUACUCCAAGGAGAAAACUACCUGGGUGGACUUGAUACACAGGCGUAUGGUGGUGGAGGAGAGCGGACGGACACCUUCUGAGACCAGCUCCGGAAGUGCCCUCCAAAGGAUCGUCCACCUUUACACCACCUCAGACGACUACUGUUUGGGCUUCAACAUCCGUGGGGGAAAGGAGUUUGGUCUGGGCAUCUAUGUCUCCAAACUGGAUCCUGGUGGUCUGGCUGAGCAGAAUGGAAUAAAGAUGGGGGACCAGAUCCUGGCUGCCAAUGGAGUGAGCUUUGAGGACAUCAGCCACAGCAGUGCUGUGGAGGUGCUGAAGAGCCACACACACGUCAUGCUGACCAUCAAGGAAGCAGGACGAUACCCUGCUUAUAAGGAGAUGGUGGCAGAAUACAGGUGGCUUAAUAAGCUGGCCAAUGGUAGUCAGAAAUCUUCCUCCCAGGGUUCAGAAUCCAACUCCUCAGCCUCCUCUCUGUCGUCUGGCACUCCGGUCAGCUCUCUGAGCGGCCUGUCGCAGGUCAUGUUCCCUCCCAGCCUGCCGUUUGGUUCAGACAUGGUGGAUGUGUGCAUUUCUACUGAGGACCAGAGGUCUGAGUCAGAGCAAACUGAGACUGCAAUCCAGACCGACCUUCCUUCUCAGAGGAUGGGUGCAGACACCACUCGCAGCCUGGGACAAACCACUCUGCUCAAAGACACGGUGAUCCGUGCAGAGGAGGACAGGGGGAGGAAAGAGUCCCCCAAGACAGCCGUGCUGCUGGCUCUCGGCAGACCGGCCAGGCCAAUCAGCAGGUCCCAGAGCCAAGUCACUGUGGCAGAGAUCAAGCAGAAGAAAGAGAAGAAGCAUAAAGGGAAGGACCCAGAGGAGAAGAGCACCCUGCAGCGCUCAAAGACCUUCGUCAACUUGCUAUUCAAGGGUGGACGCAAACGAGAUACUUCCAGGGGGCGCUCCAAGUCCCCGUCCACAGACAAGGCUGGAAAAGUGGGCCGACAAGUCAGUGCGAUGCCAAAUUCAGAGAUGCUUGGAGUGGUGGAGGACAUGGCCCACAGGCUGCUGACAGAAGAGGAGGAGGCUGCUGUGAUGAAGACGUGCCGAAGGUACAUCGCAGAGCGGUCAGUGGAGACCUUGAUACGCCACCUGCUGGCCGUGCUGGACAGACCUGAAAAGCUGCUCUUGCUAAGGGAAGUCCGGAUGCUGCUUCCCCCUUCUGACUUGAGUACAUUCAAUAACAUGGUGACCCCUAUCGAAGUCGAGGCCUAUGAUAUCCUCAAGUACCGCUCAAUCCGAACUCCUCCUCUUCGCUCUCCUACAUCUGGUCGAGCACCCAAACGACGCCUCAUCACUCCCGUUCCAGACUACAGGGGAGGCUUUGAGCUCCACAAUACAGAGGAGGUGGAGAAGGAGAGCCACCUACUGGAAGAGCUGGAGAAGCUCAGUCUGUCUGGGCCCCGGGGGUCCAAGGAGAGGCAUCACACCUCCAGGUCCUUCACCCCGCUGCUCGACAUACCGGUGGACGGAUAUAACACUGAGUCCAGAGACCUCAGACCCCCCUCUGCCGCCGCCGUGCUCCCCAACUGGUUGCUGGCCCGCAACGAUGAUUCCCGCCCUCCUCUCAGAACAGACAUUGGCACCAUUCGCUCCGUCCACUUUGACGAGGUUUCACUGCACUCAGCUUCAAGUAAGGGGGACACGACUUCAGAAAGAGGAAGGUCACCGUUUAGAAACGGCCACUCCAAAGGCAAAAAGGAGAAAAGUGGAGACAGGAAUAAAGAAACUGUGUUCACGCUGCAUAGUGCUGCUCGCCGGAGUCGGCCCUUGUUGUCGCAGGUUUUCAGUUCAACUCCAGAUCAACAAGUGGAGAGUGAACAGAUGAACGGCCACCAGGCUUCUUCUCAGAAUGGACUCAGUGGCUCCAACCGUGAACAGGAGUACAAGCUGAAAACUGUCAGCAUCUCCAAGACCAAACAGUCACUGGGCAUUAGUAUUUCUGGUGGGAUGGAGUCGAAGGUUCAGCCGGUGGUGAAGAUCGAGAAGAUCUUUCCAGGAGGAGCCGCAUCCACCUGUGAAGUACUCAAGGCUGGAUUUGAGUUGGUGUCUGUGGAUGGCGUUUCCCUGCAAGGAGUUACCCAUCAGCAUGCUGUCGACAUCAUCCGAAAAGCCUUCAGCAAUAAGGCCAAAGACCCCAUGUUGUUUGUGGUCAAAGUCUCUAAAAACCUUUGAAAGGAAACUUGAGACACUUAUCAUGAAUUUAGGAAAAAUGCCUGGUGAUUUAUCAGCCGCUGGGACAGACACGGAGACAAGAACUCCAACCUAAUCACACACUGAUGCUCUGAGGUCAGGUAUGUAAUUUUGCCAUUCAUGUUAAAGUUUGUUAAAGUUAGGAAUGAUGACAUGGACACUGUUGAGCAACUUGCUGAAAAAACCAAAUGGCCUAAGGCAGCAGAUCGAUUUACGAAGGAUUAAGCAAACACAGAUGCAGCAAAAGACAUUUACAGUAAAUUAAAUGUGUCCAGAAGGCUUGAAAUGAUGAAACAAUGGUGCUCCUGAUCUGAUGCCUUUAAUUUAUCACUUUCAUCACAUCCUAGGAGCCAAUACCUGUCAAGAAUAUUAUUUUCUUAAACAAAACCUUAGAUGUGUCAUCAGCAGUGUAUGUCUGUGCGUUUGAAUGUUUAAAUGUGCAGGAUGACAAACUGUAACCUGAGUGCCUUUUAAAAGUGGACUGAACAUAUAAAA
Micropterus salmoides (largemouth bass) is the source of this 3563-nucleotide messenger RNA. RefSeq names its product PDZ domain-containing protein 7-like. The transcript has 18 exons. The coding region runs from base 381 to 3050 and encodes 889 amino acids. Lineage: Eukaryota; Metazoa; Chordata; Actinopteri; Centrarchiformes; Centrarchidae. Gene Ontology annotation, biological process: sensory perception of sound; auditory receptor cell stereocilium organization. Gene Ontology annotation, cellular component: plasma membrane; cilium; stereocilium tip. The record is from RefSeq and is a predicted model, not a curated record. Gene Ontology annotation, molecular function: protein binding.